Molecule: messenger RNA, 3608 nt
Organism: Oreochromis niloticus (Nile tilapia)
Lineage: Eukaryota; Metazoa; Chordata; Actinopteri; Cichliformes; Cichlidae
Gene: tmprss15
Product: transmembrane serine protease 15
Exons: 28
Coding region: 105-3245 (1046 amino acids)
Biological process (GO): proteolysis
Cellular component (GO): membrane
Molecular function (GO): protein binding; serine-type endopeptidase activity
Source: RefSeq, a predicted model, not a curated record
GCUGAUCACAGAUCAGAUUAACAGUCAGAUGUUCACUGUGAUUCCAAGUCAUCGCACACCUGCAGAAGAAGAGAAGGAGCAGCUGAUCUGAGAUCUGCAGCAGGAUGAAGAGCCGCCUGUCAUCUCUGGAGAUUCUCCUCAUCAUCAUUUCGUCACUUCUGCUCAUCUGUUGCAUCGGUUUGGCCGUGGUCUCAUCGCUGAGCCUGAAGCCCAAAGGUGCCACCGAGCCUGUGCAGCUGAUGGGUCGGAUGGUGAUCGUGGAGGGAGCCGUGUUCUCUGAAGAGCUGAAGAACUUCAGCAGCCCACAGUUCAAAUCUCUAGCCUUCGACGUGCAGCAGCUGGUCUCUGAGGCAUUCAGCGCCAGCGAGCUCCGGCAGCUGUACGAGUCGUGUUGGGUUCAGGACUUCAGUCGGGGCAGCGUGGUGGUGACCUUCUCCCUCCGGUUCAGUCAGCUGAUUGAUGUGAAGGAGGUGGAGCAGGUGCUGGGGGCAGGGCUUCAGAGGAUCGAAGGUGGAGUUUUGGUGAUUGACACAAAGACUAUCAGCAUCACAGAAUUAACUGCAUCUGGAACAACAUCUGCAGCAACAGCAUCUGCAGCUAUAACUGCAUCUCAAACAUCUGGAACAACAGUCUCUGCAGGGACCAGCAUCAACCCUACAGGAGUAACGUGUGGUCCUUAUCAAACUCCCUGUGCUGAUGAGAUGACGUGUAUUCUGACUAGUCAGCUAUGUGAUGGAGUGGACGACUGUCCCGAUGCCUCUGAUGAAACUGAUGCUCUCUGUGCAACAGCAUGUGAUGGACAGUUUGUUCUGAGGGGCCCAAUCGGGUUGUUUAGUUCAUCAAAGUCAGACAAAUACAACAGCAGCAGCUUCUGUCGCUGGAUCAUCAGGGUCGAUGACGGACUUUCAGUUCAGGUUACCUUCCCUCAGUUUGAAACUGAAGAAAACAGCGACACUCUGAGGCUUUAUGAAGGUGUGGGACCAAACAAAGUCCUCACAGCUCAGUUCUCAGGCUCCACCUCUCCUGGAAAUGUGUGGCUGCUGACCAACCAAUCAACUGUGGAGUUCACCUCUGAUGAUAUCAACAAUCUGUCAGGGUUUAUAGCCACGUACAGUGCCGCCAACACUUCCACACUGUCCAACGAGGACAAGCUCACCUGCACCUUCGAGCAGGGCAUGUGUUUCUGGAGGCAGCAGCAAGAUGAUAACGGGGACUGGUUUCGAAUCAGAGGCCCCACUUUCCCGAGUUUAACUGGCCCGAGUGUCGACCACACGCUUGGUAACAGCUCAGGUUUCUACAUUGUCACUUCUAAGAGUCCUGGCCAAUGGGAGAAGAGCUUCAGGCUCGACAGCCUCCCUCUGACUCCAUCCAUGCAGCCCAUGUGUCUGAGCUUCUGGUACCACAUGUUUGGACAGGAUGUCCACCAGCUCAGACUCUGGCUGCUGAUGGAAUCUGAUGUUACCGUGUUCCAGAAAGAUGGUGACUAUGGCGACACCUGGAACUAUGGCCAGGUGACCCUUAACCUGACAUCAGAGGCUAUGGUGGUGUUUGAAGCUCUGAAGAAAGGAGGGAUGUUGAAUGACAUUGCUCUGGAUGACAUCACACUGACCUCUGAUGCCUGUGGACCCGCCCCCCCUGAACCCACCAACGUACCACCUCCAACAACCACACCCCCCAUACCAGCUGACUGUGGAGGCCCGUUUGACCUCUGGGAGCCAAACUCUACGUUCAACACACCAAACUACCCAGAAUCCUAUGGGAAUGGGGCAGAGUGUCUGUGGACUCUGCAUGCUUUGGAAGGUCACAAUAUUCAGCUCCACUUCCUGGACUUUGAUAUUGAAGCAUCCAGUGAUAUGGUGGAAGUGCGGGAUGGGGCGGGGUCUAACUCCACCUUACUGGCUGUCCUCACAGGAAAUGGCCCCACCCAUGACUUGUUCUCAACAGCCAAUCAAGUUACAGUGUGGUUCUAUACAGACAGUUCAGUUUCUGGGAAAGGAUUCAGAGCCAACUUCACCUCUGGGGUCAACCUGGGGUCACCAGCUCCGUGUGCUGAUGGUCAGUUCCAGUGUCAGACAGGAAGUUGCAUCCAUGGUAACAAUCAGUGUGAUGGUGUGGUCGACUGUCCCGACGGCUCUGAUGAAGCCAAAUGUGUUAUGUUGCAGGUAAAUGGUUCCAGUCGGCUCCAGGUUCAAAUUGUCUCCUCUCUGUUCACGGUGUGCACUGACACCUGGAAUUCUCAACUGUCUAACUUCACCUGUCAGUACCUUGGAUACAGGUCCGGGGAGGCCUCGUUCCUGCAGGCUCGGCCACAAGACUCGCCAUUUGCUCUCAUCACAAUCAGCAGUGAUGGGACACUGAAAACCAACAUCAGUGAAACUUGCCACAGAGAGGAAGUGAUGUCACUGGCCUGUAAUAACCAGCCAUGUGGAGUCCGUCAGGUCACAAAUGUCUCAAGGGAGGCAGACCAAUCAGAACACGGGACACCUGGUGAUGAAGGUGCUGGCCGAGUGGUGGGCGGGGUUAAUGCUGAGGAGGGUGCAUGGCCAUGGAUAGUGUCUCUUCUUUGGAGGGGACAUCAUGCCUGCGGAGCAUCAGUGAUUGGCAGUGACUGGCUGCUGACUGCGGCUCACUGCGUUUAUGGGAAGAACGUUGACCUCCAAUCAUGGUCGGCGGUUCUCGGUCUUCACGCUCAGAAUGAUCAAACCUCAGAGGCUGUUCAGACCAGACAAGUCGAUCGCAUCGUCUUCAACGAGCAGUACAACAGACGGACCAAACAGGCCGACAUCGCCAUGAUGCAUCUGCAGCAGCCAAUCAACUUCACCCAGUGGGUCCAGCCGGUGUGUUUACCACCUGAAGGUCAGAAUUUCACAGCAGGAAGAAAAUGUUUCAUCGCUGGCUGGGGACGAGACACUGACGGUUCUCUCCCCAAUGUUCUCCAGGAAGCCAAGAUUCCACUGGUGGAUCAGAAUCUGUGUCAGCAGCAGUUACCGGAGUACACCAUCACCUCCAGCAUGCUCUGCGCCGGAUACCCAGAGGGAGGGGUCGACUCCUGUCAGGGCGACUCUGGUGGUCCUCUGAUGUGUCUGGAUGAUGGAAGCUGGACUCUGAUUGGUGUGACCUCAUUUGGUGCAGGCUGUGGACUUCCUCAGAAACCCGGAGUCUACGCUAGAGUCUCGGCCUUCACUUCCUGGAUCGCUCAAACCCGACGUUCCUCCUCUUCAUCACACUUUAAAGAUCCACUGUGACCUUCCACGUGUUCCGAUUAUAAAAGAGUCACAUGACACACUAACGGUGUCAGCUGACUAGAUGGAAACACAUUUCCAAAGAGAAAUCAAUCAAGUUUGAUUGUUUCAAAUAAAAAUCUGAUUAAUCAAGUCUAUGAAAUAAAGAUUUUAUUCUAAAACUUUCAUUAUGGUGUAAUAUCAAAAUCUGUCAGCAGGUGGCAGCAGAACACAGUGACCAAAAAGAUGCCUUCAGCUCUUUAUGUUUAUCAGUAACAACAAGAACAGAAAUGUGUUGAAUGUAGAGAAAAUAUCAAACCUGUGAUUCUAAAAUCUCUUCUCUUUUUGUAUCAGUCUAAACAAAAUAAAUGAAAUUCAACAAACUGA